AUGGACAUCAAACCCUCUUUUAAAACGUUUUACGACCCCAACGAAGAAUCCGACGACGACGAGGUCAGAAGAAGCUAUAAUCCAUUAUCGUUCUUCAUGAGAUCCACCGCCUACCGCCCUUUUACGAUCACCGUAAACAACUCCUUCCGAUCAAAGAUGCUCCGCAAAAACUACAUCCCACUAUCCAGGGGUUCCACCAUCAAGAUCAGCAAAAACAAUAUUAUGAGUUCCUCAGCCAAGGUAAACAAGUCGUCUUCUGAAUCAAAGUUCAGCAGAAACUUUAUUCAUGAUGAUCUUCUUGUCUCGUCUAUUCUUUCAAAACUUCCUGUAAAAUCAUUGAAGCUCUUUGGAUGCGUACGCAAAUCAUGGUCCACUUUAUUUGAAAACUCGGAUUUCAUGACCAUAUACAGCAACCAUUUCAUAUCUCGUCACGGUUCCGAUGAUCAUUAUCAUACAUUUCUUCUCGCACGCCAUAAUGAACUGCCUCUCACACCUGGUUGUUGUUUAUUCAACUCUGAAUUCCAUUUGCUCGGCAACACACUCAAAUUCAAUCUGCCAUCUCCAUUUCAACACUCCUGCACCAGUUUUUGUAUUCUCGGCUCCACAAGUGUUAACGGCAUUUUUUGUUUUGGGCAAGAAGAUUCACCUCAGAAUAAGGUCCAAUAUGUAUUGUGGAAUCCUGCUACUGACGAAUCCCGCGUCAUUCCUCCUAGCAUCAAUGAACGUAAACCACACUUCCCUCAAAACAAGUUGUGUCUGAACUAUGCUUUUCAUGGUUUUGGUUAUGACCAAGUUAGAGAUGACUUUAAGGUCAUUCAGUUUGUAUCAUUGGAUAAGGAUGGGCCAUCUCCGUAUUCAAAAGGUUAUUUUGAGAUAUAUAGUUUAAAAACUAAUUCUUGGAGAAUGAUCAGCAUGAAGAUUGAUCUUUCUAGUUGCCAUUUUUUUCCGUCAUUUUAUGGUUGCGAAGCUUAUGUGGAUGGAGUGUGUCAUUGGUUGGUUACGCAACCUAACAGCGACGAUCGUUAUGGUGUUGAAUUAACUCUCUUGUCAUUUGACCUGAGUGAUGAGGCAUUCAUUACAACAUCCAUCGGGGAAGAAUCUUUUUCACCAUACACUUAUAAUAGACUCUUGACGGUGUUAAAUGGAUCAAUUGCUUUAGUCUCAAAUUAUGACGAUGAUAUUGUUUUUCACAUAGCUAUUCUGGGUGAACUUGGUGUGACUGAAGCAUGGAUCAAACUAUAUAUUUGUGGCCCCUUACCUUCCAUCAAAUGGCUCCCAUCUGGAUUUGGGAAGACAGGAUAUAUGUUUUUUACAAAAACAACCGAUGGUGAACUAGCCUAUAUUGAUUUGAGCACCAAACAAAUUGAGGAGGUUGGCAUUACUGGUGGAGAUUCAAGUCAUUUUACGGUCGGUCUUUACAAGAAAAGCUUGUUUCGAUCGGAGGAUCUCCGAUCAAGUGUGGUUAUGUUUCUUUGUGGUACUAAAGACAAAACUAAAACGACAAAUGGAUGGUGGCGUCAACACAAGAUGGAUACUGCGAACAACAUAUUGGCUGAUAUGAGACAUAGAUGGCGAGUACAAUGGUAA
Molecule: messenger RNA, 1587 nt
Organism: Vicia villosa (hairy vetch)
Lineage: Eukaryota; Viridiplantae; Streptophyta; Magnoliopsida; Fabales; Fabaceae
Product: F-box/kelch-repeat protein At3g06240-like
Exons: 2
Coding region: 1-1587 (528 amino acids)
Molecular function (GO): protein binding
Source: RefSeq, a predicted model, not a curated record